Messenger RNA from Caenorhabditis remanei, 1155 nucleotides. RefSeq lists its product as uncharacterized. Gene Ontology annotation, cellular component: cytoplasm; nucleus. The coding region runs from base 1 to 1155 and encodes 384 amino acids. The record is from RefSeq and is a predicted model, not a curated record. NCBI's taxonomy places the organism in Eukaryota, Metazoa, Nematoda, Chromadorea, Rhabditida, Rhabditidae. Gene Ontology annotation, biological process: peptidyl-serine phosphorylation; signal transduction. Gene Ontology annotation, molecular function: protein serine/threonine kinase activity; ATP binding. The transcript is spliced from 3 exons.
AUGAUGUCUUCUGAUGAAGCCGACGACGUGCUCCCACGUGAAGAAGAGAUGCUGAAAACGAAAAAAGACAAGUACAAAGUGAUUGCACUUCUCGGAAAAGGAGGAUAUGGAGCUGUUUAUUCAGUUCUUCGACAAAGUGAUUCAGAGAAAUUUGCAAUCAAAUGUGAAAAGGCGACAGCUGCAAAGAAAGUCCUUUUGAUGGAUUGUAACGUCAUGAAAGGAGCAACACAGAUCAAGAGCCGUCAUUUUUGUGCUGUGCUGGAUCGAGCCAAUGUGAAGGAUCGUUUCAAUUUUAUUGUUAUGAAAUUGAUUGGAAAAAACUUGUGGGAUUUGAGACAAGAUCGUCCAGAUGGGAGAUUCUCGUUGGGUACUGCAUUGAAGACAGCAGCUCAAUGUUUAGUUUCAAUCGAACAUUUACAUAGUUUUGGCUAUCUUCAUCGUGACAUCAAACCCGGAAACUUUGCUGCCGGACGAAAAGAAUCCAAUGAGCAUCACACAAUCUUCAUGCUUGACUUCGGUCUUUGUCGUGAAUUUGUGAAAAGAGCCGAAGGAAAAGAUAUGAGAGCCCCACGUUCAUCUGCUCCAUUCCGUGGAACCACUCGCUAUGCUCCACUGGCUGCAAUGCUCCAACAAGAUCAAUCACGUAAAGAUGAUAUUGAAUCAUGGUUGUAUAUGGUUGUUGAAUGGACUUCUGGAGGUCUUCCAUGGAGAAAAUUGAAAGCCCACGAUAGGGAUAAAGUGCUUGCUUACAAGAAAGAUGUUCGGGAGAAAGCAGAUAUUCUCGAGGAUUUCUUGUAUAACUGCCCAAAGAAAGAGUUCACCAGAAUUCUCAAGUACGUCGACACCCUCGGUUACUAUGCAGUUCCAGACUACGGAUUCAUAUAUUAUUGUGUCAAACAUGCAGCUGUUGCCAAUAAAAUCAAAGAUAAUGAUCCCAUUGAUUGGGAUCCAGAACGUCCAUAUUUUGGUCCACUUGAAACUCCAGGAGACGGAAAAGUGAUUGAUUUGGAAGUAGAGGGAGGACAAUCAGUUAAAGAAUUCUCAAAGAGAAAUCCAAAGGAAAAAGAUCAAAGUGACGAGACUAGAAAGGGAAAAAAGAAAGCAGGAGCAUCGCCAAAUAGAGAGAAAACUGAAGUCAAAGAAGUUAAAAAAUGA